Messenger RNA from Juglans microcarpa x Juglans regia, 4693 nucleotides. RefSeq names its product enhancer of mRNA-decapping protein 4-like. The record is from RefSeq and is a predicted model, not a curated record. Gene Ontology annotation, cellular component: P-body. Gene Ontology annotation, molecular function: protein binding. NCBI's taxonomy places the organism in Eukaryota, Viridiplantae, Streptophyta, Magnoliopsida, Fagales, Juglandaceae. Gene Ontology annotation, biological process: deadenylation-independent decapping of nuclear-transcribed mRNA.
UCUUCAAACACAAUUAUGAACAUGAAACGAACAGGUGAAAAUAAAACAGACAACUCCCGAAGUAAUUCCUCGCUCACCUCCAUGCAUAGAAGUGGAAGAAAGUUUGGGAUCUUAUUCUUUACCAAAAGCUUCUUCCAUCUUCAGAAGCUUCUUAAUUCUUUCUAUCUUGAUUCUUCUGCACUUUGUUUCUAUCAGGAAAACGAAGUUUAGGAUCUUAUUCAUUACCAAAAGAUGAAGUUAUCUAAAUGUCCGAGGAUUCGCAAAUCCUCGGCAGUUGGCCACAUGAACAUAAUCAAGCGUGGUCACUAUAAUGAUCACUAUAAGGCUCAAGAUCACCACACGAAUGGGGGCCAAGCACGCUUUUUAAAAUCUUUUUGAGAUUUUAAUCGGGGGGAUCAUGGCUUCCUCUCCUGAAAACGCAAAUCUUGUUCAGAAUCAAAAUCAACAGAUUGAUGUGGAGAAGCUCCUCAAACCCUCACCCAAUCCUCCUCCUCAUACACUCCCUACUUCUUCUUCUCCAUUUCCUUCUCCUUCUGGAAAUUUGAAUUCCUCCCCAUCUUUUCCUACACCUGCUCCUACUUCAUCUACUCCUUAUCUCAUGCCUUCAUCCUCAUAUCCUCCACCCACUGGCCCUUCUUACCCUUUCCACCCCGACUUCCUCCCUUACGCACCUUCCCUACAUGACCAUUUCCAGCACCAGCAGCAGCACCAGCUUCUUCCCAAUAGUGCCUAUUUGAUGGCUCUCUUGACAACCGAAAGUCCUCCUUCCUCCCCCUCCAACUCUAAUAAUAAUCUUGAUUCCCCUCAGCUUUCUAUGCCCUUCCCUUCGCCGUCUUCGUCUUCACCUUCGCCUUCGAACAGUAUCCCUUCCGUACCACCUCCCACCCGGUUACUCAGCACCAAACUCCCCAAGGGACGCCAUUUGAUCGGUGACCGUGUUGUUUACGACAUCGAUGCCCGCCCGCAAGGCGAAGUGCAGCCCCAGCUUGAAGUCACUCCCAUCACCAAGUACGGCUCCGAUCCCGGCCUAGUUCUUGGCCGUCAGAUUGCUGUUAAUAGAUCUUACAUAUGUUAUGGUCUCAAGCUGGGUAAUAUACGCGUCCUUAACAUAAAUACUGCGACAAGAUCUUUGCUUCGUGGCCACACACAGAGAGUAACUGAUAUGGCUUUCUUCGCCGAGGAUGUUCACCUUUUGGCCAGUGCUGGUGUAGAUGGACGAGUUUUCAUAUGGAAGAUCGAUGAGGGCCCAGAUGAGGAAGACAAACCUCAAAUUACAGGCAAAAUUGUCAUUGCUAUCCAUAUAGAAGUAGGAGGGGAAUCGGUCCACCCACGAGUGUGUUGGCAUCCUCACAAACAAGAAAUUUUGAUGGUUGCUAUUGGAAGUUAUAUCCUUAAAAUUGACAACACAAAAGUUGGAAAGGGGGAAGUAUUUUCGGCAGAGGAACCUCUUAAAUGCUCCAUUGAUGAACUGAUUGAUGGGAUCCAAUUGGUUGGUAAACAUGAUCAUGAAGUUACAGAGUUGUCAAUGUGCCAAUGGAUGACCAGCCGCUUAGCUUCAGCAUCGAUUGAUGGCUCGGUGAAGAUUUGGGCAGACCUCAAGGCACUACCACUUGCAGUAUUCAGGCCCCAUGAUAGCAAUCCUGUGCAUUCUGUGACUUUCUUGACUGCCCCGCACCGUCCUGAUCACAUUGUUCUUAUUACAGCGGGGCCACUGAAUCAGGAAGUGAAAAUAUGGACCUCUGCGGGUGAGGAGGGCUGGUUGUUGCCUAGUGAUACUGAAUCAUGGAAGUGUACUCAAACUUUGGACAUAAAGAGUUCUUCUGAACCCAAGAUCGAGGAUGCAUUCUUUAAUCAAGUCAUAUCGUUGCCCCGUGCAGGCCUUUUAUUACUUGCAAAUGCCAAGAAGAAUGCUAUAUAUGCUGUACACAUAGAAUAUGGACCUAAUCCAGCUGCAACCCGCAUGGAUUAUAUUUCCGAGUUUACGGUCACGAUGCCUAUCUUGAGUCUUACUGGAACUAGUGACAGUUUACCAGAUGGAGAACAUAGUGUCCAGGUCUACUGCGUCCAAACACAAGCCAUUCAGCAAUAUGCACUUUACCUAUCUCAGUGCCUGCCACCACUAGACAAUGUGGAGUUGGAGAAAUCUGACUCCACUGUUUCUCGUGUAUUUGAUGCUUCUAAUGGUUCUGCUUCUUUCGAACCACCUCAUGGAUGUAAACCGACUGAGAUAUCUGGUGUUAAUGCAACUCCUAUGCCACCUAUUCUUUCGAGCAGCGCUGAAAUUGACCCAGUAGUGAGCCUUCCUGCAAACUUGGCUUCUUCUGAGGUUACUAGCUCGCUGGAAGUUGCUCUUUCUGGUGUGGAAACAAUGCCAAGUGAUUUUCCUUCUUAUGUUACAGCAGAAAAUAUCCACACUAUAUCACCUCCCCUUCCUUCAAGUCCAAGAUUAAGUCGCAAUUUAUCUGGUUUUAGAAGCCCAUUAAAUAGCAAUGAGACUAAUCCGCCUCUCACUGAUCAUGGUGAUAACCAGUUAGCUCCUGAAUAUCCAUCUGAUCGGGGAAUGGACUUUGUCAAAGAUAGCAUGGCUGAUGUGCCUAGCUCAGAUGAAAAUUUGAAGAAGGGUGAUAAUAGUACUGCACCAAGUGAUAUUUCUAUGGUUCCCAAUCCUCCUAUAGUCUUUAAACAGCCAACGCAUCUGAUAACUCCAUCAGAGCUAUUAUCUACAGUUUCUUCAUCGUCUGAGAAUACCCAAAGUAGUCAAGUUGUGAAUGUGGUAGAGGCAAAGGUUCAAGAUGUGGCAGUAAACAAUGAUGCAGAAAGUCCUGAAGCAGAGGUUAAAGUCAUUGGUGAGACAGGAACCAGUCAAAGUAAUGAGUUUGACUGUCAGAGAGAUUCGCAAAUUAUGGUUGCAGAGAAAAAGGAGAAAUCCUUUUAUUCCCAGGCCUCAGAUCUUGGCAUUCAGAUGGCUAGAGAUUGUUUUGUGGGAACUAACAAUGUGGAGAGCUCACAGCAAGCUAAUGAUGUCGAUAUUACUAAGGCACCAAACCAACCUCCUAACACUUCUGUGGAAGAAGUUCAAGACACGAUAAAAGAUGUACCCACAAAGGUUGGCGAAUCAGAAACUCCCGUUGCAGUUUUGCCAUCUCCUGCACCAGCUCCAAAAGGAAAGAGACAAAAGGGUAAAAAUGCUCAAGUGUCUGGUUCAUCUUACCCUUCUCCAAGUCCUUUUAAGUCCACAGAUUCAUCAAAUGAACCGGGUGGCAGUUCAGGUGCCCCAUCUAUAGAAGCUGCUUUGCCUCAGUUAUUGGCUGUGCGGGCAGUGCUUGAUCAGUUAAUGAGCACACAAAAGGAAAUGAAGAAGCAGAUGAAUGUGAUUGUUUCUGGCUCAUUUUCGAAAGAAGGUAAAAGACUAGAGGGAUCCUUGGGCCGGAGCAUGGAGAAAGUUAUCAAGGCUAACACUGAUGCUGUGUAUGCUCGUUUCCAAGAGGAAAACACGAAGCAGGAGAAGUUAGAACACAGCCGUAUGCAGCAAAUAACAAACCUGAUCACAAAUCAUUUGAACAAGGACUUGCCAGAUUUGCUUGAGAAAACUUUAAAGAAGGAAAUAGCUUUAAUUGGACCAGCCGUAGCCCGUGAAAUUACUCCAAUGGUGGAGAAAACCGUGUCAUCGUCUAUUAUGGACUCAUUCCAGAAAGGAGUAGGAGAUAAGGCGGUGAACCAACUAGAGAAGUCAAUUAGUUCAAAACUCGAAGGUACGGUGACUAGGCAAAUUCAAGUACAGUUUCAAAUUUCAGGGAAGCAAAUUCUUCAGGAUGCAUUAAGGUCUAGCAUGGAAGCUUCAAUCAUUCCUGCAUUUGAGAUUUCAUGCAAAGCUAUGUUUGAGCAAGUUGAUAUCACACUCCAGAAGGUGCUUGGCAAACAUACAACUGCUGCUCAGCAGCAGUUUGAGGCUACACAUUCUCCACUUGCCAUUGCUCUAAAGGAUGCAAUUAAUUCGGCAUCAGUAAUCACUCAAACAUUGAGUGGAGAAUUGGCUGACGGCCAACGUCAGUUAUUAGCCAUUGCAGCGGCAGGUGCCAACUCAAAAGCAGUAAAUCCCUUGGUAACACAAUUGAGCAAUGGGCCAUUGGCUCUUCUCGAGAUGGGUGAGGCACCUUUGGAUCCAACUAAAGAACUGUCUAGAUUGAUAGCUGAGUGUAAAUUUGAAGAAGCAUUCACCGGAGCCCUUCACAGAAGGGAUGUCUCGAUAGUUUCGUGGUUAUGUUCUCAGGUUGAUUUACAAAGAAUUUUGUCAACGGUGCCACUCCCUUUGAGCCAAGGAGUUCUGCUAGCUCUUCUCCAACAACUGUCUUAUGAUAUUGGCAACGAAACACCCAAAAAACUAACAUGGAUGACAGAUAUAGCUCUUAGCAUAAACCCAGCAGAUCCAGCGAUUACAGUGCAUGCGCAUCCCAUUUUUGAGCAGGUAUACCAGAUACUGGGUCAUCGUCGGAACCUACCAACCACCUCUGCUUCAGAAGCAAGCAGCAUCCGCCUUCUUAUGCAUGUCAUCAACUCUGUGUUAAUGAGCUCUAAAUGAUUCUCCUGACCUUGUCUCUAUAAUCAUUGCAAAGUUGUAAGUGGAAACAUUGGGUUGUACAGAAACGCCCCGGAUAGAAAGUAUAGCUUCUUUAAUGAGAUGGUAUCUUGAUUA